AGAGCAGAGGAGGCUCACACACACACACACACACACGGACUCAGGGAUCAUCAUGAAGGGUUUGAUCACAGGCUUCUGUGCGCUUCUGCUGCUGUCCUCUUCUUCUCUGGCGCAGGCAACUGCGACAACAAUCAUCCCAACAACUGAUGCUUCAGUGAGUCAAAAUACUACAACUCCGAACGCUAAUUCAACAACUAAUGCUUCUGCAACUACAGUUAUAAUUGAUGAAACUAUAACAACUUCAUCUUCAUCUUCAUCUUCAUCUUCACCGACACCUGAACUGAGCAACAUGACCACACUGAUGACUGGCACUAUCACCACAGAACAGACCUCGACUCAGAAUCAAACGACUCAGAAUCAAACAACUCACUGGACUCAGAAUGAAACAACUCACUUGACUCAGAAUCAAACGACUCAGUUCACUCAGAAUCCAACGACUCAGAAGAUCCAAACGACUCAAACAACUCCUUCAUCCAGCGAGUCUCUGAGAGUGUCGUUCAUCAUCUGUUCUCUGGCGUUCCUGCUGUUCACGCUAGUGAUUUGAACUCUUCUGAAAAUAACUCUAUUGUAUAACUAGACCGAUACAUGUAAUACAAUUGGCUUGACUGUGACGGAAAGCUUCUGCCGAAUGCAUACUGUACAUGUAAGUGAUGGAGGAGUCACAGUUGGCCAUAUGACUAGCAUACUGAAUAACAGAUUUUUGUCUGAUUUUUGAUUGUCUUGAUUUUUGUGACUGUAUGACUUGAAAUUAGAAAUGAGCUUGACAAUUUAAAUUAGGUUUUCAUAAAGAAUGAAGCAGAUAUAGCCUACAGAACCUUCAUUAAAAAGGGCUCGACGGAUUUACGAGGUGAAUCAUUAAUACAGUAAUUAUUGCAUUAAUCUGCGUAUCGCUGAUGUCACUGCUGUUCUUUGUACAUGUUUUACUGUUUGACACUCUUCUGGAUUAAAAUAGUUGGGUCAUUCCUGGUAUGCGG
Pimephales promelas (fathead minnow) is the source of this 974-nucleotide messenger RNA. NCBI's taxonomy places the organism in Eukaryota, Metazoa, Chordata, Actinopteri, Cypriniformes, Leuciscidae. The record is from RefSeq and is a predicted model, not a curated record.